Molecule: messenger RNA, 840 nt
Organism: Colletotrichum karsti
Lineage: Eukaryota; Fungi; Ascomycota; Sordariomycetes; Glomerellales; Glomerellaceae
Exons: 3
Coding region: 1-840 (279 amino acids)
Molecular function (GO): metallopeptidase activity
Source: RefSeq, a predicted model, not a curated record
AUGCUCCGAGCCGCACUUAUCACCAACGUCCUUUCGGCCGUCUCCCUCCUCUGGGGUCCCGCAGCCGCGAUGCCGGCCGGGGGCUCGGCCGUGUCGAACCCUCUGGACAAGAGAGCCAUUCCACUGCCAAACUUCGACAUGAAUCUCGAAAACGCCGAGGAACAGUCCAAAACCCUGCAGUUCGAGGCGUGGCCGCAGCUCAUCCUCAUGGCCAAGAUGGUCCACCAGAAGGUCGACCCCGAAAGAUGGAACCGGGUCUUCGCCCACUACUUCGACACCAAGGACCGCGACUCGGUCGAGCGCGUCUUCGCGCUCAUCAUGGGCGCCUCGGGCCUCGACGACCCGGGCGAGCCGCUCGGUUCGGCCGUCUUCGAGAAGGUCGCCUUCGUCAACCAGGACACGAUCCCCGGGGUCGGUUGCAGCAACAGCACUGCACAGGCCAACGCGUGGACCGAUCUGAGGGACAAUCGUUACAGGCUCAAGAUCUGCGAGAGGGGUUGGAGGUUCCCCCUCCUGGGCAAGACGACGUGCGAGGAGUUGGGGAAUAACGUGAGCGGCUUGAUGAGCUCGCUGCCGGGUCUCAUCCUCCACGAACUCCUUCUCAUCGAUUGGAUCGGCAAGGAGGCAACCGGAACGCACGUUCGGGACUUCCUUGAGGGGACGGACGACAUCGAAUUCGACGGGACCGGGCCGCUGAACGUCAGAAAGUUCAAGGACGACAAGAAGUUCGACACCCGCUUCAACGCCGACCAGUACCGAUGGUUCGCUCAGGAGUACUACUGGAGCGUGAUCUGCAGCAAGGACUUUGAGGCUCCCAGCAGCAACAGCGACUACAUCUAG